Molecule: messenger RNA, 1878 nt
Organism: Frankliniella occidentalis (western flower thrips)
Lineage: Eukaryota; Metazoa; Arthropoda; Insecta; Thysanoptera; Thripidae
Product: tubulin beta-4B chain-like
Exons: 7
Coding region: 162-1493 (443 amino acids)
Biological process (GO): mitotic cell cycle; microtubule cytoskeleton organization
Cellular component (GO): microtubule; cytoplasm
Molecular function (GO): GTPase activity; GTP binding; structural constituent of cytoskeleton
Source: RefSeq, a predicted model, not a curated record
UGCUUGUUGCUGCUACAAUGAGGAGCGACAGAGACGGGAUGAGGCAGCAGCUCUGGCCGUGAGACUCACAGUAUCCGAGCAACAGUCCAACAGCUGCACGGCCCACACGGCGCACCCGCUCGACCCCCUCGACCUCGUACGAAACACAAUCAGCAGGCGUCAUGCGGGAGAUCUGCCACCUCCAGGCCGGCCAGUGCGGCAACCAGAUAGGGGGGAAGUUCUGGGAGGUCAUCUCGGACGAGCACGGCAUCGACCCCACGGGGACGUACCACGGCGACUCGGACCUGCAGCUCGAGAGGAUCAACGUGUACUACAAUGAGGCGACAGGGGGCAAGUACGUGCCCCGUGCCGUGCUCGUGGACCUGGAGCCCGGCACCAUGGACUCGGUGCGGUCGGGCCCGUUCGGCCAGAUCUUCCGGCCAGACAACUUCGUGUUCGGCCAGAGCGGCGCGAGCAACAACUGGGCCAAGGGACACUACACGGAGGGCGCCGAGCUCGUGGACUCGGUGCUGGACGUGCUGCGGAAGGAGGCCGAGGGCUGCGACUGCCUGCAGGGCUUCCAGAUGACGCACUCGCUGGGCGGCGGCACCGGCUCGGGCAUGGGCACGCUCAUCAUCUCCAAGAUCCGCGAGGAGUACCCCGACAGGAUCAUGAUGACGUUCAGCGUCGUGCCGUCGCCAAAGGUGUCCGACGUGGUCGUGGAGCCGUACAACUGCACGCUGUCGGUGCACCAGCUGGUCGAGAACACGGACGAGACGUACUGCAUCGACAACGAGGCCCUGUACGACAUCUGCUUCCGCACGCUCAAGCUCACCACGCCCACCUUCGGCGACCUGAACCACCUCGUGUCCGCCACCAUGUCGGGCGUCACCACCUGCCUGCGCUUCCCGGGCCAGCUCAACUCGGACCUGCGCAAGCUGGCCGUCAACAUGAUCCCCUUCCCCAGGUUGCACUUCUUCAUGCCCGGCUUCGUGCCGCUGACGUCCCGGGGCAGCCAGCAGUACCGCGCGCUCACCGUGCCCGAGCUCACCCAGCAGAUGUUCGACGCCAAGAACAUGAUGACGGCCGUGGACCCGCGGCACGGGCGCUACCUCACCGUCGCCGCCAUGUUCCGGGGCCGCAUGUCCAUGAAGGAGGUGGACGAGCAGAUGCUCAACGUCCAGACCAAGAACAGCAGCUACUUUGUCGAGUGGAUCCCGAACAACAUGAAGGUGGCCGUGUGCGACAUCCCGCCCCGAGGUCUAAAGAUGUCGGCCACCUUCGUGGGAAACACCACAGCCAUCCAGGAGCUGUUCAAGCGCGUGUCAGAGCAGUUCACCGCCAUGUUCAGGAGGAAAGCCUUCUUGCACUGGUACACUGGAGAGGGUAUGGAUGAGAUGGAGUUCACUGAGGCCGAGUCCAACAUGAACGACCUCAUCUCCGAGUACCAGCAGUACCAAGAGGCCACCGCUGAGGAGGAGGGAGACUUUGAGGAGGAAGAGGAGGAAGAAUAGGGGAGUCUGAUUACCAGGGAAGAAAAGCGUAGCCAAAAUACGCUUAACACAACUUCGUAUUUUAUGUUAAUGACAAUGCCUGCAUUGCAGUGCUGCUGUUCCCACAAGUGUAACAGCCUUGUGAAACUAUUUUUCGUCUCGAAAUCGAAUCUGAACUACUAUAUGUAAUUUAAGUUUGAAAAGUGUUGCCCUCAUUAACAUAUCCAAUGAGACGUUUGCAAUGUUACUUAUGCCUGUGUUUUUGCAAUGUCAUGUGUCUGAAAUGCAAUAGUUUCUAAUGAAAAACCUCUUCCAUGCUCUUUCAAUGGAAAAACAACGACAGCAGGGAUGCCUGUGUCCAUGUGUAAACAGCGCAUUAAAAACAUAUCGCUUGUAAAAAAAGGAA